Molecule: messenger RNA, 483 nt
Organism: Ochotona princeps (American pika)
Lineage: Eukaryota; Metazoa; Chordata; Mammalia; Lagomorpha; Ochotonidae
Gene: FAM32A
Product: family with sequence similarity 32 member A
Exons: 4
Coding region: 80-418 (112 amino acids)
Cellular component (GO): nucleolus
Source: RefSeq, a predicted model, not a curated record
GAAGUCGGCGUUCGGGGCGGAAAUACGGAUUACAAACAGGAAGUGUGGCAUUCCGGCGUCCGUCUCGCUCGCCGGUGCCAUGGAGGCCUACGAGCAGGUUCAGAAGGGACCGCUGAAGCUGAAGGGCGUCGCGGAGCUCGGCGUGACCAAGCGGAAGAAGAAGAAGAAAGACAAAGACAAGGCGAAGCUUCUAGAAGCUAUGGGCACGAGCAAGAAGAACGAGGAGGAGAAGCGGCGCUGCCUGGACAAGCGGACGCCGGCGCAGGCGGCCUUCGAGAAGAUGCAGGAGAAGCGGCAAAUGGAACGGAUCCUGAAGAAGGCAUCGAAGACCCACAAGCAGAGAGUGGAGGACUUCAACAGGCACCUGGACACGCUCACGGAGCACUACGACAUACCCAAAGUCAGCUGGACCAAGUAGCCGCCAGUGUGGCCGUCCUGUCGGCCGUGCCCCAUCUCGCGCCCCUCAUCCUGGCUCUGCAUUAA